UGCCAGCUCCAGUCAGAAGAUAGUAUUUUAAUGUAAGAUAACACGUGUCACCAAUGCUUCUUGGCAGGUUACAGACGAUGCCCCCCUCCCUUGGUGCACGCCCAUCACCUACUGCUGCAUGACACAGCGCUGCCAGCUGAUGAGCUUCAGGGACGAGUUUGGCAUUCCCAAUGGCCAGAUAUUCUUCCCCUGUGCAGAUGAAGAUUCGAAAGACGAUGAUCUGGAUGCCUUCAUAUGUGGCAACAACUACACGGAAUGGCUGGAGGAGCUAGCAGAGAUUAUGGACAAGGAAAUCUUCUACAGAAUCAGGGGCUGUCAUUUCAGGUCUGUACUAUGUAAUCUGUUGGAACAAAUGUGCAGUUCGCUGGUGUGCAGCAAUACACGGGAGUGGAAUUUUGCCUUAACAUUACUGAAUUGGUUUGUUGAUUCUGCCAACCCUAACAUAUUUUAUAUGAGGCAAUUUUAAUUCUUUGAAUUAAUAUGGGUACUUUGUGGA
This is a messenger RNA of Haliotis rufescens (red abalone), 496 nucleotides long. RefSeq lists its product as uncharacterized. The coding region runs from base 119 to 466 and encodes 115 amino acids. The record is from RefSeq and is a predicted model, not a curated record. NCBI's taxonomy places the organism in Eukaryota, Metazoa, Mollusca, Gastropoda, Lepetellida, Haliotidae. The transcript has 2 exons.